This is a messenger RNA of Sporothrix brasiliensis 5110, 1788 nucleotides long. Its product is annotated as carboxymethylenebutenolidase. The record is from RefSeq and is a predicted model, not a curated record. Gene Ontology annotation, molecular function: Delta24(24-1) sterol reductase activity. Bases 1 to 1788 code for a protein of 595 amino acids. Gene Ontology annotation, biological process: ergosterol biosynthetic process. The transcript has 3 exons. Lineage: Eukaryota; Fungi; Ascomycota; Sordariomycetes; Ophiostomatales; Ophiostomataceae. Gene Ontology annotation, cellular component: endoplasmic reticulum membrane.
AUGUCGACAAGAUACUCCCUCCGGCAAACACCUAGGAAAAAGGAGCUCUUCAGUGGCAUGGUCGAGACACCGGCGACGCGCUCACGAUCCCGCAAAUCUCUCUUCCCCGUCGAGGACUCCGACGCCGAGGCCGACUCCAACUCUGCCGCCGAAAGCACCGCCGAAAGCACCGCCAAGUCGUCCACGUCUGCUGCUGCCCGCCACCGUUCUCCCAAGUUUGUUGAGCACAUCGACGAGACCGACGCGGCCGGUCACGGCAAGGACGCGAUCGAGCACCAGAACGGCGAUUUGAACGGAAAGACGAACGGCUUCGCCUCCAGCCGCGAAUCGAAGCCCGCCAUGGCGCCGUCCAAGACCAACGGCCGCCCCAUGGCGAUCAAUGGCAAGGCCACCGACGCCGAACCCAUGAUCAAGACGGAGCACGCCGUCGAUGGCUGGAAGCCCAGCGCUGAUCACCGCGUCGACUACUCCACGCACAAGGAGUUUGGUGGCUCCCUGGGCGUGUCUGCCAUGAUGAUCUGCUUCCCCUUGCUGAUGUGGUACAUGUGGAUUGGCGCCACGUACUACAACGGCAAGCUUCCCCUGCCGGCCGAGGACGAGUCGAUGGAGGACUUUGCGCGCCAUCUGAUCGACCUGAUGUACACUGGUGCCUUCCCCUCGCUCAAGGCCUGGGCCAUGUACUGGACGUUCCUCAUCUUUGAGGGCUUCUGCUACUGCCUCAUGCCCGGCAUCUGGGGCUACGGUAAGCCGCUGCCGCACCUCAACGGCAAGCAGCUGCCCUACUACUGCUCGGCCUACACCAGCUUCUACGCAACCAUUGCCAUUGCGUUUGCCCUGCACGUCUCUGGUCUCUUCCCGCUGUACACGCUUAUUGACGAGUUUGGCCCUCUUUUGAGCGUUGCUAUCAUCUCUGGCUUCCUGGUCAGCAUUGUUGCGUACUUCUCGGCUCUGAUCCGUGGCGCCCAGCACCGCAUGACCGGUGCGCCUCUCUACGACUUCUUCAUGGGUGCUGAGCUCAACCCCCGCAUGUUCGGCAUCCUCGACUUCAAGAUGUUCUUUGAGGUACGCCUGCCCUGGUACAUCCUGUUCCUGCUGUCGUGCGGUGUCGCUGCACGCCAGCUCGAGAACUACGGCUACAUUACUGGCGAGAUAGGCUUCCUCGUCAUGGCCCACUUCCUCUACGCCAAUGCCUGCUCCAAGGGCGAGGAGCUCAUCAUCACGACCUGGGACAUGUACUACGAGAAGUGGGGUUUCAUGCUCAUCUUCUGGAACCUCGCUGGUGUGCCGCUCUCCUACUGCCACUGCACCCUGUACAUUGCCAACCACGAGCCAUCCGAGUACCAGUGGAGCAAGCCCGCCCUCGUCGUUCUGUACAUAUCGUACCUCUUCGUCUACUGGGUCUGGGACAGCUGCAACAGCCAGAAGAACCGCUUCCGCUCUGCCGAGCGCGGUACGCUCGUCGUCCGCCGCACGUUCCCCCAGGUGCCGUGGCAGACGCUCAAGAACCCCAAGACCAUCAAGACGAACACGGGCGACGACAUUCUGGCCGACGGCUGGUAUGGUCUGGCCCGCAAGCUGCACUACACGUGUGAUGUCUUCUUUGCCGUCUCGUGGGGCCUGAUCUGUGGCUUCAAGAGCCCGUUCCCGUGGUUCUACCCCGUCUUCUUCUGCCUCAUGAUCUCGCACCGUGCCCUCCGUGACAUCCAGCGGUGCCGUCUCAAGUACGGCGAUGCCUGGACCGAGUACGAGAAGCGCGUCCCGUACCUAUUUAUUCCUUACGUCAUCUAG